CCCCUGCCCGCCUUCCCCUGCUUGUCCAUCUUCCCUUGCGUCCCUCCGCCUGCCUCCCCAUUGCAGGCACUUCUCCACCUACGUAGCCCUGCAUCUUCCUGUCUGCCUGAACAUCUCUUGCUCUGUCUCUCUCCAUCUCUCCCUCUUCUGUCCCAUCCAUUUGCCUCUUGUUUGCCUCUUACUGUCUCUUCCCCUUCCUAUUCUAUCUGUUCAGUACAUCUGAUUGUCUGUCUGUGCCAGCUGACGACCCCGGCUGUUAUUCUGGUCUCCAGAAAUGUGGCGUCAGAGCUUUGGACUUCUAGAAAAAUCCUACAUCAAUGGCGUACCAGGAUCCUUUUUGCUGGGGAAGGAUCUCCGUAUACCCCUGCACCCAGUACCCCUGUGUAGUGCAGUGGUGGAUGUUGCUAUCCAGGACUAUGUGGCUGAUGUGGCCUCUGAACUGAUCUACCAGAACAAGAGUCGUACCUCCUCAGAAGUCAUCUUUGCCUUCCCCCUUGCCCCGCACAUGACCAUCUACUCUUUCCAGGCCUUAAAUGAGGAUGCCAAGGUCCAGGCCAUGCUGCAGGAUGAGACGCAGCAGCUGCACAAGGCUAUGAAGGGCCAGGAGAACUGGGAGUACCUUCAGCAUCAUUCUGAGCAUUCAGGCGAGGUGUUUGCCUGUUUCCUGGGUUCCUUGUCCCCUGGCAAGGAGAUGGUUGUGACCUUACGCUAUGUCCAAGAGCUGCCACGGAAGCUAGAUGGAGCAGCCCAGUUUUUGCUGCCAGCCACACUGCAUCCUCACUGGAACUACUAUACCUGGAAUUGUCUCAAUAACAAGCCUCACUACAGCCUGCUGCUCACCGCCAGCCUGCAGUCACCCCGUGGUGUGGCCAAUGCUGAGGCCAACUGUGCUCUCACUCCUUUGAUCUAUACUGCCCAGGACUACAGCACUGCACAGGUCUCACUGGCUGAGACCCCUCCAAGAGAUGAUUUCGAGCUGCUCGUGUAUUAUGGAGACCCCACUGAAGUCAGUGCUGUGGUGGAGAUGGGAGACCCUCGGGCCCCCGUUGGCUCCCUGCUUGGUGACCCCCUCGUGUUGGUGACUCUGUCACCCAGCAUCCCUGAUGCAACGCCUGGGCAGCGCCAGCCUGGGGAGUUCAUCUUCCUUCUGGACACCACUUUCCUUGAGCGUGCACAGGAAUCCCUGCUCUUCCUUCUCAAAAGCCUACCCCUGGGCUGCUACUUCAACAUCUACUGCUAUGGAGCAACAUCUGUGGGCAUCUAUCCGCAGAGUGUUGAAUAUACCCAAGACAACCUGACCGAGGCAAUGCAACGCAUCCCAUCCACCAGCUCUCUUCUGGGUGAUGCUGACCUGCUUGGAACUCUCCGAAAAAUCUACAAUACCCCCCAGCCCCACGGACAUGCACGCCAGCUCUUCAUCUUCAUGACUGGGCUACCUCGUGACAAGGAAGCCAUUGCUGCUGAGGUCUGCCGUCAUCGCAACAGCCACCGGUGUUUCUCCUUCUGCUUCUCUGAGGACAGUGCUGCCCUGGCCAUGACUCUGGCCAGGGAGACAAGGGGUGAAGCUACCUACGUUGACUCUGACAAAAAACUGGCAGUUGUGGUGCUGAACUGCUUGAAGCGAGCCCUUAACCCAGCAGCUGAGGGAGUCUCUCUGAGCUGGACCCUGCCCCUUGGCCUGGAGGCUGAGGUGCUGGGAGGUAUCCCUCAGUCCAUCUUUCAGGGUGAACUCAUCCAUCUCUAUGCAAAGAUCCAUGGAGAAGCACAGGAUAUGAAAGUGGCCACUGGUGUCUUGACCUUGCAGUUCAGCCUGAAUGGCCAGAAUGUCACUCACACAAUCCAGUUCCCACUAUGCCCACAGGGAGAUGGCCGGCUGGCUGGUCAUCGUCUGGCUGCAAGAUCCUUGCUCAGGAUGUUGUUGGCAGAGGCUGUGAGUGGGUCAGGGGAUGAACCAAGGCAACGUGCAGUCAAGAUCAGCCUGACUUCAGGGAUCAUCUGCCCCUUCACCAGCUAUGUGGGGGUUCGCACAUCUCAGUGGGUUACCUGGUACCAAGGGCCCCUGGCACUGCUGCCACCCCACCAGUCACUGGUUGCCUGCCAGAUCCUUCAGCUACGUGGCUCCGUUCGAAGCUCUUCUUGCUUUCCUAAGAGCAUCUUGAUCCCACCUGGCUGGCUGACUGCAGUACAGGAGUCAUGGCUUGCCUUCCAGCGUCUAACCCAUAACAUUGCUGCCUUGGCUCAGAAUGGGGCUCACUCAAAAGCACCUAAACCACCACCACCAUCUAUUUCUUCUCUCGAGUAUGUGGAUCCCACAUUUGUUUUGUCCUCUCAAAUUUUUGGGCCAUGGGUCAGCAAUGCCAUUGAUGAGUGUCAGGAGCUUGUCGCGCUGCAGAAUGUAGAUGGCUCUUGGACCCUCAGCUCAAGCUUAGCUUCUGCAUUGCAAGUUGAUGAGGCUGAAAUCAAAGGAAAGAUGCCUGGUGAGGUCACAGAGCCAAGCAUCUGGGCCACAGUGCUGGCUGUGACCUGGCUGCAGAAGAAAAGCAAGUAUUAUCAAGGCCUGUGUGAGUUGCUGGAGGCCAAGGCUGUGACCUGGCUAUGCAGUCAAGCUGUGUCCCAGCUGGACAAGUGUCUGGAGGAAGCCAACACCCUCCUCGAGAGCAGCGUGGAGCUGAGUGUUUUUAGGCUCUGAGCUCAACACGUGUCUUGUGCUGCAGACCAUCAGCAUCCGUGGAAUAAAACAGGGCCAC
Molecule: messenger RNA, 2747 nt
Organism: Oxyura jamaicensis (ruddy duck)
Lineage: Eukaryota; Metazoa; Chordata; Aves; Anseriformes; Anatidae
Product: von Willebrand factor A domain-containing protein 5A-like
Exons: 18
Coding region: 275-2689 (804 amino acids)
Source: RefSeq, a predicted model, not a curated record